Nematostella vectensis (starlet sea anemone) is the source of this 692-nucleotide messenger RNA. Its product is annotated as chymotrypsin-like protease CTRL-1. The transcript has 3 exons. NCBI's taxonomy places the organism in Eukaryota, Metazoa, Cnidaria, Anthozoa, Actiniaria, Edwardsiidae. The record is from RefSeq and is a predicted model, not a curated record. Bases 30 to 338 code for a protein of 102 amino acids.
AAAAUGGCGGGAAAGUCGACCAAUCAACGAUGAUUUGCAUUGGUGGCCGCGGAAGCAGCGCCUGCAAUAGGGACAGCGGUGGACCGCACUGGGUGUUGCGUGGUUCCUCCCCGUGGGUGACUGAUCGCUCGUGCCCAGGCCACUCCUACUCUGUCUAUGCGCGCGUUAGUUCACACGUGGGUUGGAUCAAGAGCGAGAUCGGAGAUGGCGGGACAGAUUCCGGUUCCUCAGGCGGCAAUGCUGACUGCAGAGACACCUGGUGUGCUGGUGUGUUCGGUACGCCAAAUUCUGUGGAACGACUGCAAGUAUCAAAAACGUUGCAAGAAGACCUGCAAUAAGUGCUGAAGUGAGUGCUUCUAGCUUUAAAAUCAAACCUACGACGGCGCUUAAAAAGUGUGCUCUCAGAACUUGUUUUCGUGCACAGCAGCUCGGUGUAAUGAUUUUAUUUGAUAUUUGAUUUUCUUUUUUUUUUCCUCAGUAGUAGCCUGCGAAAGAAGACUGCUUUCGAAAAGUGGCUGAAUAAAAUGUAAAAAUUUUUUAGCAAUGACCGCCGCAGUUGAAAAAAAAAAUACACACCGCACCAUUAAAUCACGGUAGCAAGUAAACUUUGUCAUUAUUCUUUCAAAACUUGAGUUGGAUUUUCUGACAAAGUAUCUCAAGCUCCCUUGGUCUAAUCGAAAAAAUACGGUAUU